Messenger RNA from Penicillium lagena, 294 nucleotides. RefSeq lists its product as uncharacterized. The transcript has a single exon. Bases 1 to 294 code for a protein of 97 amino acids. The record is from RefSeq and is a predicted model, not a curated record. Lineage: Eukaryota; Fungi; Ascomycota; Eurotiomycetes; Eurotiales; Aspergillaceae.
AUGGGCUUCCAGCCGGCCACCCGCAACUACCGACACACAAACACAAAGAUACUGUCGAUGCCCUCCUCCCCCAUCAUCCUUGACCUCAUGGCUCAGCGCUUCCUCAGCGGCCAACAUGCGGCCAUCGGCCUGAGCCUGGUCCUCUUCAUCUUUAUGUUCCUCCCGACACUGCUCAUCCUCGUGGCGGUUAUUGUCUUCUUUGCGUUCUACUACCCACGACUGAGCAGGUCCUAUGUGGUGGAUCGAGAGCAUGGGGAGCACUCAAAGUCAAAGCAAAUCGAGAUGAGCAGUUGA